Molecule: messenger RNA, 1575 nt
Organism: Aphis gossypii (cotton aphid)
Lineage: Eukaryota; Metazoa; Arthropoda; Insecta; Hemiptera; Aphididae
Exons: 5
Coding region: 237-1034 (265 amino acids)
Biological process (GO): lysosome localization; lysosome organization; synaptic vesicle exocytosis
Cellular component (GO): synaptic vesicle; BORC complex; BLOC-1 complex
Molecular function (GO): SNARE binding
Source: RefSeq, a predicted model, not a curated record
AUCAGACGAAUUGACAGAAACGCUGGUUGUGUACACGCGUUUGACGAUACUUUAAUAUUAUAAUUACCAUAUUUAAUAUUAAUUAUUUAACUACGUUUUAGUACUUGUUGCCACGCCUUGUGUAAACGUUCACAGUCCAAGUUUAACUUAGUUCUAAUAUCUGCAUUUCAUCUCAAAACUUGCGCUAUUGUUGAACUUCACAACCGCACUUGAGCCAACCCAGAUCUGUGCAGUCCAUGGAUAACGAAAUUUCUGCUGCUGGGACUGUCGGUGCCACCGUCCUGGACUUGCCGUUGAACUGUUCGGAAACAGUCACAACAGACUAUUCACCAGAUGAUGAAGACUUGGACGAAGCAGCCGCUGCUGCUGCCGCCGCGUCAGAGGCAACUCGUGACACUCUAGCUGAUGGCCUGGUUGCCAGUUUGCUCAGGCCGUGUGUUGACCGUUUGGAUGCAUCCGUUCAGUCCACUAGAUUAAGCCAACUUGACUUGAAACUGCAGCUUGACUCGUUGGCUACCGAGCUCAAGCGCCUGUCGUUAGCACAGCACGACUACUUGUUUGCUACAGCGUCGAUAUCAUCACCACAGUUGCCAGUCUCUGCCGACAAGACCAUUUCAUCUACAGCCACUGGUACAACGAAAACCACUACUGACACUUGUGUCCUACUAGAUGGGUAUGCUCGUAGAUUGUGUGAUGCACGUGCCAAGAUAGCCGUUGUGGGAAAUAUACUGGAGUCUACACAGGAACGCUUACGUGCACUCUCUCAUCGAAUAGGUCGUGAGCACAACAAUCGACGAUCACUCCUAGAGCCUCAAACUGUGGUAACCGGUGUAGAAGAUGAACUGGAAUUGGAAGAAGAAAAUGAAAAAGAAAAUGAUGGGGAAGAGGAAGUAAAAGAUAACAAUGAGAAAGAUCAACCAAAAGAGCAUCUCAUAGAUUCUAAUGACGAUAAUAAAGAGGAAGAACAACCUGGGGAAGAUGCUACAGUGAUAACAGUAUCACCGGCAGCAUCAGAAUUAACAAAAACAUCCUGAUGAAUCAUAAGUCGUACUGGCUCAAUGGUGUCUAAGUGUGGGCAUUAGAUAGCUGUAAUGUUUUGUGAUCUGCUGACGUUGAUGUGGCAGCCUAAGUUUGUUGUUGCUAUCAAUAGAGACCAUCAUUCAAAAUGCAUUAUGAAUUAUUAUUAAUAAUUUAGUUUAGUGGAAACUCUAUGAGUAGAUCCUUGGCAUGGUGCUAGCUCUUGGACCAUAACAUGACCUACAAUCCAUUAGUCUAGUAGAUACCAGAUGAACCAGCAUCUAGGACUGAAUUGUAUGAUACUACAGUACAUGUGUUUUAUUAUCAUUCCAAUAUGUAUGUAAAUAUUAUGUAAUUGUUAUUAUCAGAAUAUGUAAAACAUAAUUUAUUAUAAACAUAGUAUAUUGUUAUAUCACGUGUAUGAAUAAUGUGUUAAAUUUUUUUUUUGGAUAUAUUUAUUUUUUCAAUAUAUUUGUUAUAAUAUAAAUUUGUUUGUUUAACUUUAACACAAUUUGAUUUAUGAAAUACAAUUUUAUCUUGUCUCUGCUAAAUUUAAAA